Musa acuminata AAA Group (dessert banana) is the source of this 1333-nucleotide messenger RNA. Its product is annotated as probable cinnamyl alcohol dehydrogenase 9. NCBI's taxonomy places the organism in Eukaryota, Viridiplantae, Streptophyta, Magnoliopsida, Zingiberales, Musaceae. Gene Ontology annotation, molecular function: zinc ion binding; cinnamyl-alcohol dehydrogenase activity. The coding region runs from base 49 to 1116 and encodes 355 amino acids. The transcript has 5 exons. Gene Ontology annotation, biological process: lignin biosynthetic process. The record is from RefSeq and is a predicted model, not a curated record.
GGCGCACUGAAUCAGUCAUUUCGACAGAAACAGUGAGGGGGGAGAGAGAUGGAAGAAGAAGAGACGGGACAUGGAUGGGCAGCCAGGGAUUCCAGCGGAGUCCUCUCCCCCUUCGCCUUCCCCUUAAGAGCCAUGAAAGGCGACGACAUCACCUUGAAGGUACUCUACUGUGGAAUUUGCCUUACCGAUCUUUGCACGAUCAAGAAUUACUGGAGAAACGCAAAGUACCCGGUCGUCCCAGGGCACGAGAUUGUAGGCGUUGUAACCCAAGUCGGGCGGGUCGUUCACAAGUUCAAGAUCGGCGACAAGGUCGGCGUCGGGUACAUGGCCGGUGCUUGUCGCUCUUGUGACAACUGCAGAAUGGACGAUGAGAACUACUGCCCCAAACUGGUUCCCGUCUUCAACAGCUUCUACCCUGAUGGCACUAAAACCUACGGGGGAUUCGCCGACAUGGUGGUCGUCAACGAGCAUUUCGCCGUCAGGGUCCCGGAGACGUUGCCCCUGGACAAGGUCGGCCCCCUGUUGUGUGCAGGCACCACCGUGUACACCCCGAUGAAGCAGCAUGGACUGGACCAACCGGGGAAGCAUCUGGGCGUUGUGGGCCUCGGAGGGCUCGGCCACUUGGCCGUGAAGUUUGGCAAGGCUUUCGGGUUGAGAGUGACCGUGAUCAGCUCAACUCCUGACAAGGAGAAGGAUGCGGUGGAGCUGCUUGGAGCCGACUCGUUUAUAGUCAUCAGUAAUGCCGAGCAGAUGAAGGCUGCCGCGGGCACUAUGGAUCAUAUCGUCAGCACAAGUGCCGGUGCUCUUUCGUUCAGUCCUUUGGUCGCUUUGCUGAAGACGCACGGGAAGAUAAUUAUGGUUGGGACAUCGACCAAGCCAAUGGAGAUACCAUCAUUCGAUUUGGUUUCAGGAGGCAAGAGCAUCGUGGGAAGCAUGAUCGGCGGGAUGAAGGUCGCUCAGGAGAUGAUGGAGUUCGCCAACGAGCACAGGGUUACGCCGGAGGUUGAGGUGGUCAGAAUGGAAGAUGUGAAUCUUGCGAUGGAGCGGCUGGAGAAGGGCGAUGUGAGAUACCGGUUUGUGGUUGAUGUGGCAAACGCCUUCCAUGAUUCUCGAUGAGUUUGAGCUGCGGAAGAACAUUUCAGCCUGUGUUCUCUCGUUUUACUUUGACUUGUCAGCUGAAAGAUCAGAUUAGCUCAAGGCAAUUACUCUGCUUAGCUAUGAUCACGGCUCCAACCUUGGAGUUCCAAUCUUUGUAUCUCAAGAUCCCAAGGGACAAUGGCAUACAACAAUGACGCUAGCAGUAAGAACAACCAGGAUAAAUCGUUUACUUUCA